AAAAUGUCAGGAGAAGAAGAAUUAAACUUUGUUGGUGACCCGGCAUCUGCAUCAUCACGUCGCUGGGCCGCAUACCAUGUGUGUGGCUGGUGCGUAACUGGAUGGAAAAGGAUAUAGUUUUAGCUACGUUGUUUUCAGAAGUUGCAGUUAAAGUAACAAAAUGCCAAGGAAAACGAAAGAAGAAGCAGAGUGGAUGGACGAUGAAGUCGCCCCGGCAGCUGAAAAAAAUGUGAAAAAGGGGAAGAAAGAUAAAAAGGGGAAAAAGAGUUUCUUUGAGGAACUCGCCACAGAUAGCAAACCUGAAAAGGUACAUGAGGUGGCUGUGAAAGAAACGCAAGGAAAACAGCCUCUGAAAAAGAAGAAAGACAGACGGAAAGGAAAAGGUGGAGAAUUAGAUGAGGAUGAUGACGACGAUGUCAUGGUAAAGCUGAAAAAGCUCUCGGUGCAAGAAAGUGACGAGGAAGAUGAGCCAGUCAUUGCCCCCAGUAAAGGAAACAAGAAGAAUAAGGGUGGAAACAUCUUUGCUGCUCUCAGCCAGGGCCAGAGUGAUGAGGAUGAGGAUGCUUAUGUGGUCAAAGAAAAAGAAGAUAAACCAGCAAAAAAGGCUGCAUCUGAUGAGGAUGAGGUAGAGGAGGAAGACAGAGAAGAGAAAACUACGAAGACAGCAGAAGCCAAAUCCAAGUCACCAGAAAAUGAUGAGGAUGAAAAGCCAAAGAAGGGGAAGAAAGGGCAAAACAAGAAAGGAAAAUCCGCUGAGCGAUCACGCAGUGAGGAUGAAGAUGAAGAUGAGGAAGAGGAUAGUGACGGAGGUGACAGGAUGAUGAGUGCUGAGGAUGUCAUCGCAGAACAGGCUAAGCAGCAGGAAGACUUCCCAUAUGCUAACCUAAGUAAAAAGGAGAAGAAGAAGAAAAAGAAACAGAUGGAGUAUGAGCGCCAGGUGGCCAGUGUUCGUGCUCAGAGUGCCUUGGAGGGAGAUUUCUCCAUUUCCCAGGCUGAGAUGUCAUCCAGACAGGCCAUGCUGGAGAACGCCUCUGAUAUUAAGUUGGAGAGGUUCAGCAUAUCUGCUCAUGGCAAGGAGCUUUUCGUCAAUGCUGACCUUCUGAUUGUAGCAGGAAGAAGAUAUGGUUUAGUUGGACCAAAUGGCAAAGGAAAGACCACAUUACUGAAACACAUAGCCAACAGGGCUCUCAGUAUUCCCCCCAACAUUGAUGUGCUACUGUGUGAACAGGAGGUGGUAGCUGAUGACACGCCAGCAGUGCAGGCGGUGCUGAAAGCAGACACUCGCCGUCUGAAGCUUCUGGAGGAGGAGAAACAGCUCCAGUGUCGUCUGGAGAAGGGAGAGGACAAUGUGGCUGAGAGGCUGGAGAAGGUCUAUGAAGAGCUGAGGGCAAUUGGAGCUGCAGCAGCUGAGGCCAAAGCCAGAAGGAUUCUGGCUGGUCUGUCAUUUACCCCUGAGAUGCAGAACAGACCUACCAAGAGGUUCUCUGGUGGGUGGAGAAUGAGAGUCUCCCUCGCCAGAGCUCUGUUCAUGGAACCCACACUACUGAUGCUGGAUGAACCCACAAACCACCUGGAUCUGAACGCUGUCAUCUGGCUCAACAACUACCUUCAAGGUUGGAAGAAGACUCUCCUCAUAGUUUCCCACGACCAGAGUUUCCUUGAUGAUGUGUGUACGGAUAUCAUCCACUUAGACAACCAGAAACUCUACUAUUACAGAGGGAACUACUUGACCUUCAAGAAGAUGUAUGUGCAGAAGCAGAAAGAACUGCAGAAACAGUACGAGAAGCAGGAGAAGAAACUCAAAGUGUUGAAGGCUGGUGGCAAGUCUACCAAACAGGCUGAGAAGCAGACCAAGGAGGCCCUGACCAGAAAGCAACAAAAAGGCAAGAAGAAAGGAGGUCAGGAGGAGGAGAGCCAAGAGGCCACAGAGCUGCUGAAGAGGCCUAAGGAAUACACUGUCAAGUUCACCUUCCCCAACCCACCUCCUCUCUCACCACCCAUACUGGGACUACACAGUGUUGACUUUGGCUAUGAGGGUCAGAAGCCUCUCUUCAAAAAUGUGGACUUUGGAAUUGACAUGGCCUCCAGGAUUUGUAUAGUUGGACCCAAUGGUGUCGGGAAGAGUACCCUGCUGCUGCUGCUCACUGGCAAAUUAAAUCCUACUAAAGGUGAGAUGAGGAAGAAUCAUCGUCUGAAAGUGGGCUUCUUCAACCAGCAGUAUGCUGAUCAGUUGAACAUGGAAGAGACUGCUACAGAGUACUUGAUGAGGAACUUCAACCUUCCCUAUCAGGACAGCAGGAAGUGCCUGGGACGUUUUGGCCUGGAGAGCCACGCCCACACUAUUCAGAUCUCCAAACUCUCUGGUGGUCAGAAGGCCAGAGUAGUGUUCGCUGAACUAUCAUGUCGUCAGCCUGAUGUACUGAUCUUGGAUGAACCCACCAACAAUUUGGAUAUUGAGUCAAUCGAUGCCUUAUCAGAGGCUAUUAAUGAAUACAAAGGAGCUGUGAUCAUUGUGAGUCACGAUGCCCGGCUCAUCACAGAGACUCAAUGUCAGCUGUGGGUGGUGGAGGACUGCACGGCCAACCAGAUUGAUGGAGACUUUGACGAUUACAAGCGGGAGGUGUUGGAAGCCCUGGGAGAGACCAUGGUCAACAAGGUCAACGCAUGAUCACACAGAGGACAUACUGCUGUGCUACACUGUGUCCAUCAUACGCUACCUAAACGCCAUCUGGACCCUUGAAAUGUCUCACAAAGUAACACUGAUAAUAAAAAAUAUUGGAUCUGUUGGGGGAUAUCUUGUCCCUACUGGAGUAUUAAAUGGAACAAUGUCUUGAAUAAUGAUUUGUGGUCAAGAUCUACUAGAGCUAAACAAAAUAAAUCCAGUUUUCAUCA
This is a messenger RNA of Xiphias gladius (swordfish), 2892 nucleotides long. It is a transcript of the gene abcf1, whose product is annotated as ATP-binding cassette, sub-family F (GCN20), member 1. The record is from RefSeq and is a predicted model, not a curated record. NCBI's taxonomy places the organism in Eukaryota, Metazoa, Chordata, Actinopteri, Istiophoriformes, Xiphiidae. The transcript is spliced from 26 exons. Gene Ontology annotation, molecular function: ATP binding; ATP hydrolysis activity. The coding region runs from base 161 to 2668 and encodes 835 amino acids.